GGCGUCAUUGAAAGUUACUCAAAAGAGAGGUUAAGUUCGGAAAACUUUUAUAAUUUAACGUUAAGUAGGUGAAAAUGAGUGUCUUUCAAGACAAUUCGUUAAAUGUUGAUAACCCCCAAAGCCGGGAGGAGGAUGAAGAGCUCGAAGAACAGCGACGACGUCAAGAAGAAUUAGCUGAUUUAUUAGCAGAUGGGAUUCACGCUUUUAAUUAUGACGACAGUACGAUGAAUUCAUCGGUAACAUCAGUAGAAGCAAAUGAGCCAAAUUAUCAAGGGUCAUUACGGAACAAAAGUGAAUUUAAGUACGAAGGAAGUGGAAAAAGUUUUUUAAACGAUGUUACGGACUCAACUAUUGAACAGUGUUAUAAGGACGCCAGUCAGCAGGAGCAGCUGAAGAUUUUAUACGAUGUUAGAGUCAGGGAAAUUAAUCGCCUUCAAAAAGAUUUCGAAAAAUACAAGGAAGAGAAAGCAAAGGAAAUUGGAGUACUAAAAAACAAAUCGACUCUUGCAGAGGCGGAAAUCCGUCACUUACAAAUCUCGCUAAGCAAUUCUGAAAGCUUAUUAGUUGAAAAAAACGAAAUUAUCAACAAGUUAAAGGAAGAUUUGGCCUUGAAAGAGUCGAAUAUCGACAACUUUAAAAAAAUUCUAGAAGAACAAAACCUAGAAAUAUGCACAUACAAGUCUAUGGUCAACGAGUUGCAAUUGAAGUUGGCUGAUAAUAACCCCUUUAGUACAGGGACACGCAAAUCAAAUUCUGAGGAAUUACAAAAAGCUCACCAGGAUCAGAUCAUCAGUCUGGAAACUUUGUAUCAGGAACAAUCAAAAAAAGCUCAAAUUUUGGAAAAGGAGAAAACACGUUUGGAGGAAGAUUUGAAAAAGUUAAUGAAGAGCAAAACAGAAGUGGAGGAGGAAAAUAACAUGGCCAUUAUGGCGUUAUCCAAAAAACUGCAAAGUGCGCAACAACAAUGUAAAGAUUUGUUUGUCCUGGGCGAAGCUAUAAAAAAAGAAAGUGAUCAUUUUAAAGAGAGAAUGCAACAAAUGGAAGCCAAUAAAUUUGAUAUGGCGGAUGUCUUUCAAACCAAAAAAAUGGACAAAGAAACAAUGGUUGUUCAUAUGGAAAAAUUAAAACGAAUGUUGUUAGACAAAGACAUUGAAAUAAAUACGCUGAAAGCUAAAUUGAAAUUUUAUGACUCUGACCUAAGCGAAUUAUUUGAAUACAGGCAGAUCUUAAGCAAAAUGUAUUCAUGUGAGGUUAAACCAUGCAGUGACAGUGAACAUGAAGAACUGAUAAUUUUCAUGCAAAGGCAACUACAGAGUUACCAACAAGCUGUUGAAGAUCGUAAUAAUCAAAUAAUGAACCUGAAUUCGGUAAACAAGGAACUGCAGGAAAAGAUUGAGGAAAUGAUACAGCAAACAAGAAGUGACAUUCAAAGCUUGUCGCAGAAAUACAGCCUGCCUCAGCUGGAAACAAUGAGCAACGAAUUAAAAAAUGCAGAAGUUACAAUCAACAGUUUAAAACAACAAUUACUGGAAAAUGAGCAAACCCAUAAAUGUGUACAAGAAGAGUUGAAGAGAGCCGAAGAAGAUAAACAAAAACUGUUGGCUCAGUUAGAUGAGUUCAGGAAAAUAACUGACGAGAACGACAAAGUCAAGACCCAGAUUCAGAAAAUUUGUCUCAAGCUGGGACUUUCCGAAACCGAUUUACUCGAGUCUGACGUUGAUGUUCACGAAGUUAAUUCAGUAAAGUCCAAAUAUGGGCAAGUUCACGAACAGUUGCAGCACAUUCUUGCCCAUCUGGAAGCCACAAGUCCCAGAAGGACAAAUUUUGGAAUUAUUCACAAGAUGAAGAAAGACGUGCAAAAUUUUCUCAAUUCGUUCCACGUCGAUAAACUCGAAGCUAAACAAAUCCGAGAAAAACUGGAACUUUGGGACAACAUGUUGAGCGAUUUUAUUGAGAGUUUCACACACGGUGUGAAAAAUUCCGAAUUGAAAGACACUGUUGAUGACCUUACAAACGCCAAAACUAUGUUAGAGGGUGAAAAAUUUGCCCUAGACUAUGAGCUGAGGCGCUGCACUAAUGAAAUUGCCGAAAUGAAAAAGGAAAUUGCUGCUUUGACUGAAAACAGGAACAAUUUGUUGAAAGAAUCGGUAGAUAAUGGGCACACUAUUCAAAAAUUGAAAGACGAAAUUCUCAAUUAUAAAAAAUGUAUUAAAGUGAUGGAACAAAAUAAAUUAGAGAUUGAAAAACAACUGGAAAACACUCAGAAGCAGCUGAAUGAUGCAAAACAGGAGACCAUAGACUUGCAAAAGACAGUCAAUGGAGUAAAUGAAGAUGUGGUGCGGAAAAAGUUAUUCAAAGAGUUGUCAGACGUUGAAAGUGGUUUGGAACAAGAUAAAAGAAACAGCGAUAUUGUGACCAGCGACGUGUUUCAAAAAUGUUUGCAAGCACAGCUCUUGAAAACCGAAUUGUUGUUGCGUGAUCGGUUGCAAGAAGAAAAUUCAAAGAAAAUGGAAAAAAUCGAAGAGGAAUACAAGAAAGUCAUUCAACAGCGGUCCGAUUUGUAUCACAAGGAGAAGGAAAAGUGGAAGAUUCAGGAAGCAAAUUAUCGCAAACAGUUUGCUGCAGUUUUGGAGGAAUGUGGGCGUAAGAUGGAAACUUUAGAAAAGGAAAACAUUGAGUUAGCCAAGCGCUUGCACAUCCUCAUCCAGGAGUGCAAAACGUAUAAAAGUAGCAACAUCGCGGUUCUGGACAAGUAUAACAAACUGGCCACGAACCAUAAAAAAGCUUUUGAGGAUUUAAACAAGCGAUGGGCGUCCCUUUUGGAAGCGUAUAUGUAUAAUGCAACAAAAAUUGAAAAGCAGACCAACAAGAACGUGAAAAAUGUCCUGAAAAAAAUGGUUUUAAAUGACCGAGAGAUUCAAUUAAUAGAAAAUAUUUAUAAGGAAAAGAUGAAGAAAAUAGUUGCUGAGAGGCAUAGCAAAUCCUGAAAGCUUCAUCUUCAUUUUCAAUAUUCUACAUGUUUUAAUUACAAUUUGUAUUUUGAACAGUUAAGAAAUAAAGAAAUAUAUCUUU
Tribolium castaneum (red flour beetle) is the source of this 3072-nucleotide messenger RNA. RefSeq names its product putative leucine-rich repeat-containing protein DDB_G0290503. Bases 75 to 2987 code for a protein of 970 amino acids. The record is from RefSeq and is a predicted model, not a curated record. The transcript has 12 exons. Lineage: Eukaryota; Metazoa; Arthropoda; Insecta; Coleoptera; Tenebrionidae.